Aricia agestis (brown argus) is the source of this 1696-nucleotide messenger RNA. RefSeq names its product proclotting enzyme-like. NCBI's taxonomy places the organism in Eukaryota, Metazoa, Arthropoda, Insecta, Lepidoptera, Lycaenidae. Gene Ontology annotation, molecular function: serine-type endopeptidase activity. The transcript is spliced from 12 exons. Gene Ontology annotation, biological process: proteolysis. The coding region runs from base 31 to 1605 and encodes 524 amino acids. The record is from RefSeq and is a predicted model, not a curated record.
GUCCUUACCGACUUUGUAUGUGCACCCAUCAUGCUGGGAUAUAAGUUGAUAGUAUGUUUCCUACUGUUUGCUUCGACGAGUGUGGCCGAGGAGGACAAGGGACUCGGGAACGGGACCUGGUUCACCGACGACGCUGUCUACAUCGAUGCACUCGUCAGUAGAAAGAAGCGCGCCGCGAAUGUCGCGCGUGGUGGAAAACAGCUUUUAUUAUUUCGGCUAAAUGAUGCCGCAGAGAGCGACUGUCAGACGAGUCUGGGUCGUCGGGGAAAAUGCAAAAGCUUCCGCGACUGUUACCCGCUGUUCAAGAUGGUCGACUUCGCCAACUACCCCGGCUGGGGCAUGGGACAGUACGACGGGUGUAAAUACACCAAUAGCGACAAGCUCGAGGUGUUUGGUGUGUGCUGUACCGAGCCUGUCGGUACACCUCCACAGCAGGAGCUCGACUUACAACGCUUCGGUCUUCUCAACCCCGCCCUACCCAUCUCUUCCCCUGUGUUGCCAUACGCUGGGUCAUCUAACAACCUGAUGCCCGCUUGGAUGUCAUCAUGGAAUACAAACCAGAGGCAGUUCAUCUCGCAGUGGCCGCCGACACAGCCACCGCUGCCGACUCACCCGCCUAACCACACUCCCGCCACGCAUCCACCUAACUUGGUUGGCUACCCGACUGCCCCUACGACACCACAAACUGACACCGUUUCUCAGUCAACGACAUGGGGAACCAAACCACCGAGCCCAAGCACAACGAAACAAACAUGGCCACCAGCGUACCCCACACAACCUACCCGACCGACUGCUCAGCCCACUCGGCCUCCUGCGCAACCCGGCACGGACAGCUCGUGUGGCAUAAAGAAUGGCGCUCUGCCGUACGGAAGCACGGAGGACGAGCAGCGUAUAGUGGGCGGCCACAACGCCGAGCUCAACGAGUGGCCGUGGAUAGUGGGACUGUUCAACAACGGCCGCCAGUUCUGCGGCGGAUCACUCAUCGACGACAGGCACAUUCUGUCCGCCGCGCACUGUGUCGCACACAUGACCUCGUGGGACGUCGCCCGUCUCACCGCGAGACUCGGCGACCACGACAUCCGCUCCAACUUCGAAACCCAACACAUCGAGAGGAAAAUCAAGAGAGUCGUGAGACACCGUAACUUCGAUAUGAGAAUUUUGUACAACGACGUGGCGAUAUUGACGCUGGACCAGCCCGUGACGUUCUCUAAGACGAUCCGGCCGGUGUGUCUGCCGACGGGCGGCUCGCGUGCGUAUACCGGACGCGACGCUACGGUCAUUGGCUGGGGCAGUCUGCGCGAGAGUGGUCCUCAACCCUCGAUCCUGCAGGAAGUGACCAUACCGAUCUGGUCUAACCAGGAGUGCCGCGCGAAGUACGGCUCGGCGGCGCCGGGUGGCAUCGUCGACCACAUGCUGUGCGCCGGCAAAGCUAGCAUGGACUCCUGCAGUGGCGACAGCGGCGGUCCUCUGAUGGUGAACGAGGGCGGGCGGUGGAUUCAAGUAGGUGUAGUGUCGUGGGGUAUCGGCUGCGGUAAGGGCCAGUACCCCGGCGUCUACACCCGCGUCACCUCCUUCCUCCCGUGGAUACAGAAGAACUCCAAGUAAACACAUUUGACACAAUACAAGUGCUGAUUUACAUUGAUAGAUAUUUUUAAUUUUUUGACAGGAAUUUAUUGGUUCAAUAGCGUUAUUGUCG